GCCGAAACAAGGGACUUGGUGGCGCCUGUCUAAACUUAGUGCGCGGUGACUCGUUUCGCAUCUAUAUUCAGUCGUCAAUCUUGGUUUGCCUCGAUUUCUCGACGCCAAGAUGGUGCAGUUCCGGCUCCCGAGCCCGCGCAAACCCAAAGCCGAGUUGGCGUCUGCUGCGUCGACGCCCGACACGUCAUCGCACCCUUCGCUCACCCACAGCAUCUCGAUCAGCGACAUUGAUGCGCUGCCGCCCAUGUCCGAGCACAUUUUGGACCAUGUGCUCGGGAAAGGCCGCGCCAUCGACCGCAUCGCGUCGCCAAGUACGAGCCACAGUAGUGUCGCGUCGCCCCGCGCCGGGUACUCCAAAAUGGACUCGCAAGCGCUCUACUGGAGCAAGGAAGGGGUCGUGAAGCGCUCGGCGACGGUGACGAACCGCAUGCACGCGCGCGGCGUCAAGCUCGAGUACGCAACCGAUCCGCGCGCAGGCUUGCCGCCGGGCGACGUCUUGGAUCCGACGCAGCUGGUGCCCGAGCCCGCGUUUAUCGUGUACAAAUCUAACAACGCGAUCGACCCCAAAGUCGUGGCCGAGAAGGACUCCAAGCACAAGAAGAUCGCCAAAGCCAAUGCCAGCGUCCUUCGAUCGCUCGAGGCAGCGUACAAGCCAGCCCAAGGCGACAAGGUGGCGCUGAGCGAGAUAGCACACACAAACAAGGCACCGUCGCGCCAUCUUCAGUUUGUCGACGGUGAUGGCAACGUUCGAAGCCUGUCGCGGACGAGCUGCGACACGCCGAUGACGGCGCCACCCCCGACGCCGCCCGUCGACGAGGCAGACAUCGAUACGACGAGCCCUGUCGUGGACGUCCAAGCCAACAAAAAGCGAGCGACCAAGUUUUGGACAAAGAAUGCCAAGGCCAAAGACACGGACGCCGAGCUCAAAAAGAGUGAGUCGGUGCCCGUCAAGACAGCAUCUCCCCCGGUGCUCAAGAAGAGUGACUCGGCGGGCGACGCACCACCCAAGCCCACGACGUCGGGCUGGCGCAUGAAGUUUGGCACCAAAGAGAAGGGCAAGGAGACAACGACCCCCGUCGUCGAAGCAUCCGCGUCGACAGAAGCUGCUGCUGUGAGCGUGCCAGACGUUGCUCCGCCUGUCAAUCCCACCCAAAGCACUACGGCUGCCACGGAGCUCAAGAAAAGCGAGUCGGUGCCAGCAAAGACAGCAUCCCCCCCGGCGCUCCAGAAGAGCGAAUCAGCGGGGGACACGCCCGCGAAACCCGUAGCAACUGGCUGGCGCGCCAAGUUUGGCACCAAGGACAAAGAUAAAGAGACUACCGGUCCCGUUGCCGAGGCCUCGUCAGUACCAGCUACGGUCGAGUCGACCACCGGUAGCGAGGUGACACCGACGUCAGACAGUGCACCGACAAUCAACCGUGUUUCGAGUGCCACCGCCACUGGGGCCAGCUCGCCGACGGCGCCUGUCACUGAGCCAAGUGCCUCCGUUGCACCGCUACCUGUGGUUGAAAAGAAAAAAAUGUCGGGUCUCUUCAACAAGGCCAAAGGCGAGCCGUUCGUUAAGCCCGUCGCUAGUGACUUGGCCGUCAAAACAGCACCCGCAACAGACGAGCCAAAACGCAAGUCGGCCAUCAAAUCGGUGGAGAAGCCCAAGGUGAACCCACUCGGCUUGGUCGCCAACGUCAAGAGUGGGUCCAACCAAGCGCUGAACGACACUGUCGUGGCAUCCAAGGACGUCAAGACGCCGGCGGAAACAACCGACCCGGUGACGAACGACGUUGCGAAAACCGGUUCGAUCAACAAGCUCACGCCCCAGGUGACCACACGACCAUCGGUGUCGGAGACAAAGACGGACGCGGUGAGUGCCGGCGAGGUCGUCAUGACCGAGACCCCAACAAGCACUGUUCUGUCGCCGUCCAAGAAGCGCGGUACGUUUCGCAACCCUUUCAAGGCGCGCACGUCGUCGAUGGAUGCGCCUGUCAACUAAUUAGUUAGUCAACUUCUACGGCUUUUUACUUUUUCUGAAUACGAUACGUGUUCCUUGUCUGCC
Molecule: messenger RNA, 2050 nt
Organism: Saprolegnia diclina VS20
Lineage: Eukaryota; Oomycota; Saprolegniomycetes; Saprolegniales; Saprolegniaceae
Exons: 2
Coding region: 110-1987 (625 amino acids)
Source: RefSeq, a predicted model, not a curated record